GCCAUAUAUAAAGCACACUGACUGCAUGCAUUUAUAGCAUACUCUUCCUGCCGGCGCUCACAUUUCUGUGUCACAUAGCCUUCCAUUGGCCGACAAGGGCGCCUAAGGUCCCACCUUAUCUAGAAGAUGCCUGUCCGUGGUAACGCAACUGGCUGGCGCCGUCGCGCUCUUCGCCUUGUGGAGCUCUGCUUGCGCCUAGAUGCGGAGCAUGUGCUCAGCAGGGCUAUGAAGCGGUGGCCCGUUGCGGCGCUGCUGGAGGCCACCGAGGAGUGGGAUGCCAGCCGGUUCGCGGCAGUUGCCCGAGACUGGCGCCUCAAGAAGGUUGCUCGGCUGCUGGAGGCCCGCGGCCACCGCUUCGCCGUGCAGUGCUGCGCCGAGUGGGAGCCCGAGUUCCUGACGGUGGUGCUGCCGCAAGUGAGCCUCGUCACCGCGCGCCACGUGCUGGCCGGACUGUACUUCCGCUCCGAAGACAAGGACCUCAGCCCCUAUGAGUGCCGCCUCAUCGUGGAGGCCUUCCCGCCGAGUGUGCGCCGCAAGCUGCUGCGCAAGUUUGAGGAGCGCGACGUGUCUCGCGUGCUGCGCGCUGAGGAGGGCGACGAGGACGAGGACGACGAGGAGGAUUCGGAGGACGAUGAGGACGGUGAGGACUCGUCUGACAGCCUGGACGACUUCAUUGUGGACGGGGAGACGGACGGCGAGGCUGAUGCGGACGGCGAUGAAGACGCGGAUGAGGAGAUGCAGGGGGUGGAGGGAGAUGACGUGGAGGAGGGAGAUGAUGACGAGGAUGAUGACGAUGAGGAGGAGGAGGAGAGCGAUGAUUAGGCGCGGGGGAGAGGGCAAUCAAGCAGUGCUAUUUGGGUGCGCGGGAAUGGCUGUCACAGCUUGCAGGCGGUAGGUGUAGACAGGAAACAGAGCGGUGGCUUGGCUAGGCAGAAGGGCUGCGCAGGAUGCUAUAGAUGAGGCUUAGCUCAUAUCAACCCGCGUCAGCAUAUAGGUAGGCGGUGUUUGUAUCUUCGGAGCAGGAUGACAUGGCGGGCACAUGACAUGAACCGUGGGGUACGCGAGGCAUAUACAGGUUUACGCCCUUGGCGUUUACGCCAUGAUGUCUGCAAAGUAAAUCAAGACCACCGGAUAACAGUGCGUGUAACUCAUGAUUUGUG
Molecule: messenger RNA, 1160 nt
Organism: Astrephomene gubernaculifera
Lineage: Eukaryota; Viridiplantae; Chlorophyta; Chlorophyceae; Chlamydomonadales; Astrephomenaceae
Source: the annotation of a GenBank genome assembly